GCGAGAUUACUUUAACCGCGGGAAAUUCAAUUAUUGCGGGAAACUUUGUGCCGUCACAUUCGUGCGAAGCCUGAAAAGAAAUUGUGUGGUUGACAUUGUCUUUCAGAAAUGAAACCUAUGAGAUAUGCUCACAGCGACGGACACACCGUCCUGUGUUUUGAUGAUUCUGGAAGGUACAUGCUAACUGGUGGGACAGAUGGGGAUGUCAGGGUGUGGCAGGGCAUCGACGAUGAUGAUGCAGUCUCCCACAGAGUUGGAGAGAAAGUAUAUGCUGUUGCUUUUAAGAAUAAUCGUUUCUACACGGCAUCAGAGGCCAACUCUGUACAGACACAUACCUUUCCUGAUGGUUCCCCUGAUGGCAUCGUGACGCGCUUCACAGGCGCCGUGUCACACAUGUGCCUCAACAAGUCUGGCAGUGUGAUGGUGGCCGCAUCAAGUGACUUCACUGUGAAACAUGUUGAGGUUGAGACCAGUAACCAGAAGGUGUUCCACGGUCACCAGGCCCCAGUCCUCAGUGUGUCUCUCCACCCCCAGGAGGAACUACUGGCCUCCUCCAGCUGUGAUGGCAGUGUUAAAGUGUGGAAGGUGGCAGACCAAUCUUGUGUCAAGUCUUUGGAGGAUAGCAUACCGAAGUGUUCAGACAUCAGUCUCUCCAAGACGCUGUGUCGCUUGACCUGGUCGCCGGACGGCAAGAACCUACUGGUGCCGAGAGAAAAGGAAAUAGCCAUCUACGAAAACAACACGUGGCAGAAAAGUGUCAUCACUCACGAGGCUCUCACUGGGACUGUGUCCAUCUUAACAUUUUCGCCUCCCGGGAACCUGCUGGCUGCUGCAUGCUGUGAUGGGUCUAUCGUUGUCUUCGAUUGGAACACACGCAAGUGUGUAGAAAAGCAGCGGCAUGACAAGGGUCUGAACAUCUGUGCUCUAGCCUGGAACCCUAGCAACUCCUCCCAGCUCGCGCUCUGUGAUACGGAGGGACAGCUAGGGGUGCUUGACCUGGCAACGACAGAUAAGCCUGCUUGUCUUCCACAGCCUGAUGGGGACGAGCAGAUGAAUGCAGGGCAGUUUGCUGGAGUUUUUGAUGAUGAUGAUGAUCUGCUCCUGGAAGCCAGUAAUGUUGGCCCUGGCAACGAUGACGAGGGAACACCCGAUCCUGCGGAAGGGGAGACGCCAAGCACAAAGAAAAGCCAGCCACUGAUAGAUGAUGAUGAUGAGGACGAUGAUGAUGGAGACUUCCUGAAAGACAUCAAGCUCUUACCGAAGGACGAUGAUGCCAGCAGUAUUGCAGACAGUUUACCACCGCCUGCCACCAUUGUGCCGACCAACACCUUCAAGCCAACUCCCAUGCAGAGGCCUUUCCAGCCUGGGUCCACACCAUCACACCUGUCGAGCAGGUACAUGGUGUGGAAUGAUGUGGGCAUCGUGAAGCAAUACGUGAGUGAUGAGGAGAACUCCAUUGAUGUGGAGUUCCACAGCACGGCCACGCACCAUGCCAUGCACCUGACAAACAGCCUGGACUGUCACCUGGCCACACUCACUUCCACGGCACUGGUGCUGGCCUGCUCAGCUGAAGACGACGUCCCCAGUAAGGUGAUGUGCAUGCAUUUUGGGUCAUGGGACAGCAGCAAGGAAUGGACGGUAUGUCUGCCCGAGGGAGAAGAGGCCCAGGCGGUCACGGCUGGUGCUGGCUGGGUUGCCGUAGCUACUGAUGCCAGGAAUCUGAGGAUAUUCAGUGAAGCUGGCGUCCAGCAGGAUCUCUUCUCCAUCCCUGGCCCAGUUGUCUCCCUUGCAGGCCACGACAGUACGCUCCUGAUAACAUACCACGCUGGCAUGGGAAUUCCUGGAGACCAGUUUUUGGGUGUUAUAAUCACAGAAGUUGGGAGUCAAAAGAAAACUUUGCUGAAUGGAAGCCCACUCUCCAUGUCGCCCAAAUCUACACUGCAGUGGCUAGGAUUCUCAUCCGAGGGCACACCCUUCUCCAUGGACUCCGCUGGCAUAGUGCGGAGAAUGAGUUCCACAGGGAGUCCGACAUGGAUCCAGGUGGCCGACACACAGGAACAUGCAAAGGGCAAGUCGGAUCAUUACUGGAUUGUGGGAGUGGGGGAACACCCACAGCAACUCAGGUGUAUCCCUUGCAAGGGAGCCAGAUAUCCUCCCACCCUGCCACGCCCAGCUGUGUCAGUCAUCCCCUUCAGGCUGCCGAUGUGUGAGAUGAACACAGAGAAAAGCCAGUACGAGGAAACUUUCCUAAGGACCUGCCUGUUUGCUUCGUCACUGAGGGUGCCAGGGGCAGACAACUCUGACCUGCAGGAGGCUCUGCGCCCAGCACAGGAGGCUCUCAUCAAGCUGUUUGCCCUGUCAGCCAGGUCCGACCGGGAAGCGCGGGCUCUCGAGGUGUGCGAGAUGAUGCAGGAGGAGCACACGAUGCAGCUGGCCAUCAAGUACGCCAGUCGCCUCAAACACAUGCAGCUGGCCCAACGCAUCAGUGAGCUGGCACAGAGACGAGCUGAAGAAGAAGACGAAGAGGAGGAGGUAGUUGAAGAAAGUGAGGACAUUGCCUGCUCUCGAAGGAACGGAAGUGUGGCGCAGCAUGAUGAGGAAAACAUGGAAGAAGAAGACGAAGAGGCUGAUGUUGAGGAGGAAGAUGAUACAGAUCACAGUACUGGACCCAAACUGAACCUGCAGCCCCGAGAAGUUCAGGCCAAGACAGCCAGCAAGUCCGUUCUGGCUCGUUCUAACCCUUUCAAGGUUUCCAGUCAGCGUUCUAUUGGUCAUCCCACCAAGGGGAGUCAAGUGUUUGACAAACUCUCCUCGAAGACCGACAAGUCGGACAAGCCGAUUGUGCCUCUUCCUGUCACUAUCCGAACCAGCAAGUCAGGCGGCAGCAAGAAGACGAAGACGAUUUCCAACAUGUUCAGCAAGAACAACAGUGCUGACAGCAAUGCCUCCAGCCACGCUGCAGAACCCAAGGCAGACCCAGAAACCCAGAACAGCAAGCCGUCGGUCAGUGGCUUCCAGUUAUGGCUGGAGGAGAACCGUGAGGAACUGGAGGAGGAGAGACCGGACCUCAGUCACGAAGACUUGAGUCAGGUGGCAGCCGAGAGGUUCCGUGCUCUCCCUAAGGAAGAGAGACAGACCUGGUCACAGAAAGCCAAGUCAAAAUCAGCUGCCACUACAAGUCCUGAUGGCCGCAAGCGGAAGCGCGUGGAGGAAGACAGCAGUGAGAAGCCAAGCAAAAAGUCCACCGUGAGGCCUCCUCUGUCACAGUCAACCAACACAAAACUGAGUAGCUUCGCCUUCUCGAAAGACUGAGUGCAAAGCUUUCUAUUGGCAAGUCAGUUUGAAGCUGGCCAUGUGAAGCUUUCCUCCCUUCAGACACAGCUGUGGACAGUAGCUUCAGACACAGAUCUAGACACAGCCACUGGAGCAGCAAGGAGUCCGGGCUUGUGAUUCCCAACAGUCAUGAACACGAUGUAUGGGGUGUAUAUAAUAUAUAAUGUAUAAAUUGUAACAUACAA
Molecule: messenger RNA, 3518 nt
Organism: Haliotis rufescens (red abalone)
Lineage: Eukaryota; Metazoa; Mollusca; Gastropoda; Lepetellida; Haliotidae
Product: WD repeat and HMG-box DNA-binding protein 1-like
Exons: 27
Coding region: 109-3312 (1067 amino acids)
Biological process (GO): mitotic cell cycle; DNA-templated DNA replication; DNA repair
Cellular component (GO): nuclear replication fork
Molecular function (GO): protein binding; chromatin binding
Source: RefSeq, a predicted model, not a curated record